CAGUCAAUCACCCAACCAGUCAUCCAGUCAUCCCAGCUGAUUCGAUUAUCGUACUUGGGGGCGCGUUACCGUACCCCUGGCACCCUCGCUGAGUCAGUCACACGCCAUCAUGUCCGUGAACACAGCCCACGCAGGGAAGGGAGUCCUCAUUUACGCAGGGGAAUGCAUCAUCCUGUUCUGCGACCAUGUGACGAUGGAGUUCGGGGGGUCGCUGCCGCCUGAGAUGAGGGGCAGCAAGACCGGCCGCCUCUACCUCACCUCACACCGCAUCAUCUUCAACAACAAGGACCACAAAGAUAAACUCCAGUCCUUCGCUGCCCCCUUCUUCUCGCUGAAACAGGUUGAGUUGGAGCAGCCUGUGUUUGGCGCCAACUACAUUAAGGGCACCAUCCAGGCCCAGCCCAACGGGGGGUGGAGCGGCCAGUCCAAGUUCAAGCUGACCUUCAAGCACGGCGGGGCCAUCGAGUUCGGCCAGGCCAUGCUCAAGGUGGCCUCCAUGGCCACCAGGAACAUGCAGCAGGCCGGGUACCCCUCCGAUGCCCCACCCCCCUACACCCCCCCCACGGCUGGCUGGACCCAGGCACCACCCCCGGCCUACGCACCCCCAGCAGGCGGCUACUAUGGCUGGGUGCCCCCUGUGGCCACCUUCCCCGACAGACCCCCAGCGGACGGCGUGUACAUGUCCGAGGCUCCCCCGCCCUACCCCGGACUGGGCUUUCAGAACGGGGCUGUUGGCGCUAGCGGGAUGUCUGCUGCAGAUGCCAAGGCCCAGGAAGCAGCUCAGAGUGCCUACUACGACCCCAGCAACCCCCAGUAUGCCUACGUGCCGCCCCCAGCAUAUGCUGAGGUUCCUCCCUCAUAUGAUGCUGCUAUGAAGAAGUCCCAGUAAAACUCCUCCUCCUCCUCCACAUUACAAGUUGAGGUGUCCGGCCCUCCCUACAUAGCCUGCUCAUCCUCAUCCUUUUCCUUCUCCUCCUCCUCCUCACCCUCCACCCAGCUGCCACAUCUCGGCCACCAUGGAUAGCCACCCUUCCUAUCCUCCUUCACCACCAAGUUGCAUCACCACAUGGCUCCUCCACCACCACCACUCACCUCCAGCUGCUGCGUGUGGAAGAAUACAACAAGAACAGAUAUGAAAAGACGGUAGAAAUUAGUAAAUGUGAUAAUAGACAGAAUACAAUAGAGGAGAAUCAUACAACUUUCAGAUAAUAAGAGGAAGCAUAAUAUGAAAAGAAUUGGUGUAGAAAGAGAAACUAGAAAUAAAGGGAUAUGGAGAUACAUAAUGGUGGUGGUUGUGGUGGUGGUGGUGGUGGUCUACACUCGUGCUUGUUAAGGUUGUACUUAUUCCUUAAAGGCUAUUAUUAUCACUCCCAUUUUGUUGAAGUCUAUGUUACAAGUGAUUUGCCUCCUAACUAAUAGCCUCUUCCAUUUAGUGUAACCCGUUUCUGGGUCAUGAUCUGUAGAGUCCCUCAUAGAGUCCCGACAACCUAAGAUUUGGACGCCAUUAUUGGCCCUGUGUUUUCGCCGCGCUUUUCAAACACUAGCACACGGUCUCACGGUGAAGACAGGGCCAAUAAUGGCGUCCAAAUCUUAGGCUGUCGGGACUCUAUCUAUCAAGGGACUCUACAGAUCAUGACCCAGAAACGUGUUAUGCUAAAUGGAAGAGGCUAUAAGUCUUGAUCUGUUGUUUGUUACUGUGAUCCCGGUCCUGUGGAUUAUUUUGUGGGUUAUGUGUAAAUACUUUGAGGAUAUGGAAAGAAAGUUUAGGUGAAUUAAAAGACACAGGGAUUUAUGUUCACGGUAGUAUUGUGAAAACACACACACACACACACACACACACACACACACAACUGGUAUUAUAUAUAGAUUUGAAGACAGGACACACACACACACACAACUGGUAUUAUAUAUAGAUUUGAAGACAGGACACACACACACACACACACACACAACUGGAAUUAUAUAUAAAUUUGAAGACAGGACCAACUGAGUAUAGCUAAGUCCCUGUAUACUGCAACUAGGUAAACACACACACACACACACACACAUACACACAUUUAUAAUUAUGUACUCCUGUGUUGUAGUCAAUGGCAGUUCUGAUGUAGUGUGGGAACUGUAUUGGGUUAUGUUUAUGAUUAUUAUGUACUCUUGUGUUGUAAUCAUUUAACAUUAUCUUCCACCUAAGUCCUAAGCCUCGUAGUUUUAAUUCCAAGCUCUGUGAUUUUUCAUUUAUUUUCUCACAUCAGUGGUAGUGUUUGUUAUAUCUUAGUAAGCCUUUAUAUGUAUGUUGUUGAAUAUGUAAGAAAUAUAUAUAUAUAUAGACACAUGUACUUGACUUGUUGGUGACUGUUUAGGAAGCACUGAAGCAUAUGCAAAACUAAGGUAUUUCAUGUGUUGCAUCUAGAGAGAGAGAGAGAGAGAGAGAGAGAGAGAGAGAGAGAGAGAGAGAGAGAUUUACAUAUUCAGACCAGAGAGGAGAGAGAAAGAUUUACAUAUUCAGACCAGAGAGAGAGAUAAAGAUUUACAUAUUCAGACCAGAGAGAGAGAUAAAGAUUUACAUAUUCAGACCAGAGAGAGAGAGAUUUACAUAUUCAGACUAGAGAGAGAGAGAGAGAGAGAGAGAGAGAGAGAGAAAGAUUUACAUAUUCAGACCAGAGAGGAGAGAGAAAGAUUUACAUAUUCAGACCAGAGAGAGAGAUAAAGAUUUACAUAUUCAGACCAGAGAGAGAGAUAAAGAUUUACAUAUUCAGACCAGAGAGAGAGAUAAAGAUUUACAUAUUCAGACCAGAGAGAGAGAUAAAGAUUUACAUAUUCAGACCAGAGAGAGAGAUAAAGAAAGGAA
Eriocheir sinensis (Chinese mitten crab) is the source of this 2842-nucleotide messenger RNA. RefSeq names its product WW domain-binding protein 2-like (gene Wbp2). Gene Ontology annotation, molecular function: chromatin DNA binding; transcription coactivator activity. Bases 110 to 889 code for a protein of 259 amino acids. The record is from RefSeq and is a predicted model, not a curated record. Lineage: Eukaryota; Metazoa; Arthropoda; Malacostraca; Decapoda; Varunidae. Gene Ontology annotation, cellular component: nucleus. The transcript is spliced from 7 exons. Gene Ontology annotation, biological process: positive regulation of DNA-templated transcription.